Filobasidium floriforme is the source of this 1730-nucleotide messenger RNA. RefSeq lists its product as uncharacterized. Gene Ontology annotation, molecular function: C-4 methylsterol oxidase activity; iron ion binding. Lineage: Eukaryota; Fungi; Basidiomycota; Tremellomycetes; Filobasidiales; Filobasidiaceae. The coding region runs from base 416 to 1450 and encodes 344 amino acids. The record is from RefSeq and is a predicted model, not a curated record. Gene Ontology annotation, biological process: ergosterol biosynthetic process. The transcript is spliced from 5 exons.
UGCUUUGUUUGUGCCUCGUCGGAUAGAUUUGGGGCAUUUGGGGAGGGAAAUCAUCAUCAUCAUCCGGUCGUAACAUCGACGGUUAUUCUUGUGGCUCGAUCUUUUUCUUAUCCACGUCGUUCCACUUUCAACGGAUCAACAACUGGCAACUCGUCCUAUCUCUCUCUCUCUCUCUCUCUUUCGGAUCGGAUCGAGGACUCUAGUAUAGACUAGCAUAUCUACCUUUGCCUCUACGACUCACAACAGACACACUCGCUCCUUGGAUACGAUCAAGAGCCACCGACGUCGCCACAGGACUCGACGAUCAACAGACACUCUUUAGACAACCAAUAAACAUCACCUCGACUACCAUCAGCUACUUUCUACGGAUCUCUUCUUUACUUUAUCGUCACACCACACGCGUUCGACCAACAUCAUGUCGUUUGUUCAGACCCAUGCACCACUACUCGCCGACCACUUCGGUCCCAAGAACUCAUCAGCAGUUUUGAACGAGCUAUAUGCUGGUGUCGAUCUCGGAUCGCUCAGCUGGGCUGAACAGUUGUGGGUCAACUGGUACAUCUACAUCGGCAACCCUGUCAUCGCGACCGGUCUCAUGUCGUUCCUUCUGCACGAGAUCGUCUACUUUGGACGAUGCAUUCCCUGGAUCAUCAUCGACAAGAUGCCCAUGUUCAGGAAGUACAAGCUCCAACCGACCAAGGUGCCUUCGAACGCCCAGAUGUGGAAGUGCACCAAGGCCGUGCUUCUGAGUCAUUUUACCAUCGAGCUGCCCCAGAUCUGGGGAUUCCACCCGAUGGCUGAAUACUUUGGCUUGGCUACGCAUACCGUCCCCUUCCCGUCCUGGACCGUCAUCGUCCCCCAGAUCGCCCUCUUCUUCGUCCUCGAAGACACCUGGCAUUACUUCGCUCACCGAGCACUCCACUACGGUCCUCUCUACAAGCACAUCCACAAGAUGCACCACGAGUACUCGGCACCCUUCGGACUCGCCGCCGAAUACGCUCACCCCCUCGAAGUCCUCAUCCUCGGUAUGGGCACCAUCGGCGGUCCCCUCCUCUACUGCCUCAUCCGACCGGACCUUCACAUCAUCACGGUCUACAUCUGGAUCGUCCUCCGACUUUUCCAGGCCGUCGAUGCUCAUUCGGGUUACGACUUCCCUUGGAGCUUGAGGCACUGGCUACCCUUCUGGGCCGGGGCCGAUCACCACGACUUCCACCACAUGGCGUUUACCAACUGUUACUCGACUUCGUUCCGAUGGUGGGACAAGCUCUGUGGGACCGAGAACAAAUACGAGGCUUACAAGGCCAGGGUCCGGGCUGCCAAACCUUCGGAACGGGAAGCUACCGAGAAGAAGGAACUCGAGGCCGUCGAGCGAGAAGGAUUGGUUGCCGAACGAUUGGCCGAGCGGGGUUACGGCAAGGCCAUGAUGGGCGUACCGAAGGGCAAGCUCGAGUAGGAGAGGAAGAACAUACCUAUCCCGCGCGCGCGCGUCCGACGUCGUCGACGAGGUCGACCUCGACUUCGCGACGUCGGGCGCGGCUCCAACGGAUCGACAUCGAGACGGGAAUAGACGAAUAGAUGAACGCGAGACGCGACGACCGGUUCGAUAGGAUUGUACGACCACAACCCAUGUCGGCCCUUGCAUAUUAUAUACAUACAGACCAACAUAAUAUAUCAACCGCGGAUAUAUCUACAACGUCGCGUGCCAUGCGUUACGCGUGUUGGUGAUCGACCAC